CGAUAAAAAAUGACCCAACCGUUCGCACUCGUACAUUGACAACGGAAGAACCACAAGUACUAGCUUCUCCGAAUAAAAUUUGGAUAUCUUACGUGUCAGUCACUGCGUGGGAAUGCUCUAAGCAUCGUUUAAACCAUGUAUUCCUCAUAGUUUCUCCAUACAAUGAAAGGAUAAGAAAUCGUGAAAUUGGGCGUUUUUCCAACUAUUUGUAUUGUGAUCAACCAUGUAUUACACCUGAUUACUAA
This is a messenger RNA of Dentiscutata erythropus, 245 nucleotides long. NCBI's taxonomy places the organism in Eukaryota, Fungi, Glomeromycota, Glomeromycetes, Diversisporales, Gigasporaceae. The record is from the annotation of a GenBank genome assembly.